AUGCCCAGUCUCAGCUCUCUUGCUGCUCUCGCCAUCACGGCGGCUCGUCUUGUGGGCGCAGCUUCACAGGCUUACACGUGGAAGAACGUCAAGAUCGGAGGUGGCGGAGGCUUUGUGCCUGGUAUCGUCUUCAACCCUUCGCAAAAGGGCUUGGCGUUCUGCAGGUAUGUGGUCCAUCCUCUCAUCAAGCAUGCGCGCUGGAACUACUGGGGCGUCGCCGCUCUUGCAACUGAUCCCGUUCAGCCUAAUCGCCUUUACCUCGCGGUAGGAGAGUAUCUGAACUCCUGGGAUCCUAACAAUGGAAACAUACUCAUCUCAACCGACACGGGCGCCACAUUCACACCCUCCCCGCUGCCGUUUAAAGUCGGUGGAAAUAUGCCUGGUCGAGGAAUGGGAGAGCAACAGCGUCUUGCGGUGGAUCCCAAUCUCAACUCUGUCCUGUACUUUGGUGCAGGCGGUGGCAAAGGCUUGUGGAAGUCCACUAAUUUCGGCGCGAGUUGGACUCAAGUCACUGCAUUCCCAAGUGUCGGGACCUACGUACCAGAUGCCAGCGACUCGAAUGGCUAUAACUCUGCUCCUAUAUACGUGCUUUCUCUGCCUACAUAUUUGCCAACUGAUUUCCAUUUACAGGUAUCGCAUGGGUCACUUUCGACUCGGUGCACAUCUGGCUCCAGUGGAACUGCUACACCCAGAAUCUUUGUGGGUGUUGCUAAUGUUGGAACGACCAACAUCUACAUGAGCACGAAUGCUGGAUCGAGCUGGACCGCCGUUCCUGGCCAGAACACAACUUACUUACCCCACAAAGGUGUUCUCUCUCCGUCAGAAAAGGUGCUCUAUGUGUCCUAUUCCAACGGCGCUGGUCCAUACGAUGGCACUCUCGGAGCCGUCAUGAAAUACAAUAUCGCAACUUCCACUUGGACUGACAUCACCCCAGUUGUUGACUCGUCGCUCGGAGGCCCGCUCUACUAUGGAUUUGGAGGUCUCACAGUUGAUCUCCAAACACCGGGAACCGUCAUGGUCGCUGCUUUGAACUCUUGGUGGCCUGAUGGUCAAAUCUUCCGCUCCCUCAACAGUGGGUCUACUUGGUCGCCUCUCUGGAAUUGGCAGAGCUAUCCGACCAUGAAUAAAUUCUACCAUUACUCCGACUCCCUUGCACCGUGGAUUGGCCCUAAUUACGUCGACGGUACUCCUGGCAACACACAAAUUGGUUGGAUGAUGGAAUCUCUUCAAAUUGACCCCUUCGAUGGAAAUCAUUGGUUGUACGGCACGGGAGAGACUAUCUAUGGAGGCCGCGACCUCAAAACAUGGGACACCAAGCAUAACGUCUCCAUCUCGUCCCUUGCUGAUGGAAUCGAAGAGACGUCCGUACAAGCAUUGAUUUCCCCACCCAGCGGCCCGCCCCUUAUCUCUGCAUUGGGAGACAUCCAAGGUUUCGUCCACAAUAGUCUUACUACACCUCCGCCGUUGUCUGGUGUUUGGUCCAAUCCCCAAUGGUCUACGACCGCGGAUCUCGAUUACGCAGGAAAUGCUCCUUCGACCAUCGUCAGAAUCGGCACUGGCGACUCAUCGCAAGGAAAGCAAGUUGCUAUCAGUAAUGAUGGCGGUGCGACCUGGGCUCAAGAUUAUGGUGCAGCAGAUAAUGUUCAGGGAGGCAAGGUUGCCAUCUCAGCCAAUGGAGACACUGUUCUCUGGAGGACCGCGGGACAAGGCGUCUUGGUCUCUCAAUAUACGAAUGCUUUUGCCGCCGUUUCGUCACUUCCUGCUGCCGCUGUGAUCGCAUCUGAUAAGCGCAACAACUCCGUGUUCUACGCUGCAUAUGCAAGCUCUUUCUACUUGUCGACUGAUGGUGGCAAGACGUUCGCUGUCAAGGCUACGCUGGGCUCGUCCAACAACAUGCAGAAGAUUGCUGUCCACCCUAGCGUGACCGGCGAUGUUUGGGUUACGUCUGAUAACGGACUUUUCCACUCGACCAACAUGGGUUCAACUUUCACAAAAAUAUCAGGUCCUACUGCUGCAUGGCAAAUGGCCCUUGGUGCACCAAAGACAGCAGGCGGCUACCCUGCCCUCUUUGUUGCUGCCAACAUCGGUGGAAUUGGGUACUUCCGUUCCGAUGACCAAGGAACAAACUGGAUCCAAAUCAACGACGCUGCCCAUGGCUUUGGCUCAGUCUCUUCUAAUCCCAUAGCUGCUGAUCUGAAGACAUACGGACGCGUCUAUAUUGGCACAAAUGGUCGCGGAAUAUUUUAUGGCGAUGUCGCUGGGACCGCUCCUCCCCCUUCAUCGUCAAGUAGCGCAACUCGAUCCAGCACAGUGUUGUCUUCCUCGACAGUCAAAUCGUCGUCGUCAUCCGUCAAGCCUUCAUCGUCUUCGACUGUGAAAUCAUCAUCCACCGUCAGCUCAACAACGUCCGCUCCUCCGUCUACAGGAACUGCGGGAGCCUAUGCGCAAUGCGGAGGUCAGGGUUGGACUGGGCCAACAGUUUGCACAUCAGGGUUCACGUGUGUCGCACAGAACACCUUCUACUCCCAAUGUGUACCAUCAUGA
This is a messenger RNA of Mycena indigotica, 2544 nucleotides long. RefSeq names its product Carbohydrate-binding module family 1 protein. The record is from RefSeq and is a predicted model, not a curated record. NCBI's taxonomy places the organism in Eukaryota, Fungi, Basidiomycota, Agaricomycetes, Agaricales, Mycenaceae. Bases 1 to 2544 code for a protein of 847 amino acids. Gene Ontology annotation, cellular component: extracellular region. Gene Ontology annotation, biological process: xyloglucan metabolic process. The transcript is spliced from 28 exons. Gene Ontology annotation, molecular function: protein binding; cellulose binding.